Messenger RNA from Cydia amplana, 810 nucleotides. RefSeq lists its product as uncharacterized. Gene Ontology annotation, cellular component: cytoplasm; motile cilium. Lineage: Eukaryota; Metazoa; Arthropoda; Insecta; Lepidoptera; Tortricidae. Gene Ontology annotation, molecular function: protein binding. The coding region runs from base 1 to 795 and encodes 264 amino acids. The record is from RefSeq and is a predicted model, not a curated record. Gene Ontology annotation, biological process: cilium organization. The transcript is spliced from 6 exons.
AUGCAUAUGUGGAAAUUAAGUAAUUUUGAAGGAGUGGUGAGGGAAAUGGUAACGAAGGGGUUGGUGGAGCUGGUGGAGGGCGGGCGGUGCCGGGCGCUCCGGCGCGCCGUGCAGGCGCUGCGCCAGCGGGGGGACGCGGCCGCCGCCGCGACCCUAGCGCACGACAGCCUGCGACAAAAAAGAGAAGCCAUUACCGGGGAACUGAAAUCGAUGGAAAUUCAAUUUGUGCAAGAACUUCGCAGCGCGGCUUGCAAAGUUGCAUUUCUCCGAGACAAACUGAAAGAUGAUCUUCUCAACGCGAGCACACGACUGCGCUACGCCGAAAAAUGGCUAAACGCGCGCGCCGAGGCGGCGGAGACGCGGUGGCAGCGACCGCUCGCGCCGGCGCCGGCGCCGAGUCCCGGCCACGAGGAGCGCGUGCACAACGAGCUGGUCAAGGCGUUUCUCUUGCAAAUAAAGGAACGUGAAGAGGUUUCUGAUUAUUGGCGAAUCCGAUAUUCUGAUGAUUUAGCCAAGAUAAAUGAAAAGUUAGCAAACAUACGAGAUGUGUACAUGGAGGCUAUUAAGUGCAGGGAACAACUACAAAAUUUAUACGACCUUCAUGAGGGCGAGAUGCGCGGCUGGCUGACUUUCAAGCGCGAGCGCGCGGCCCGGCUGGCGCGCGAGGAACGCCUGCGCUGUGCCGCCACUCGCGCGCAGUCGUGGUGGCGCGGCGUCAUGGUGCGCCGAGCGCUCGGACCCUUCAAACAUUUGAAGAACGCCAAGAAACAGCAACCGAAGACCAAGAAGAAAUAAAAUUGUGCUCACAUU